AUGAUGCCUACGAACAUGCUGUUGGGCACUGCCUUCUUCUUCCAGACAGGAAUCAGGGUUCAGGGAAACUUCUUUCUAAUUUAUCUCUUCAGCUUCCUUUUCUUCACUGGCCAGAAGCUGAGGCCCAUCGAUCUGAUUCUCACUCAGCUGGCUUUGGUCAACUCCUUGGUGCUUCUCUCUAAGGGCUUCCUUCAGGGAUUGGCAGCUUGGGGUCUGAAGAAUGUUCUAGAUGACAUGGGCUGUAAAAUUGUCUUCUACCUUCACAGAGUAGCUCGUGAGCUCUCCCUCAGCACAAUCUGCCUCUUGAGUGGUUUUCAGGCCAUCAUCAUCAGUCCCCACCACCCCUGGUGGAUAAAGCUGAAAGCCAAAGUCCAAAGAUACAUUAUACCCUCUAUUCUCCUCUACUGGAUUUUCCACAUGCUGCAAAAUAUUGUUAUUCUUGAGAAACUCAGAGGGCCAAGGAGCACUGGAAACAUCUCAGAAAUAAAAGAGUAUGAAUACUGCUCUGUCAAUACCACUACUGAUAAUAGUGCCUCAUUGCAUGCAGUUGUGUUCUCCCUCCCUGAUGCUGUGUGUAUGACCUUCGUUAGCUUUACCAGUGCCGACAAGGUUAAUCUCCUGUACAAGCACCACAAGAGAGUUCAGCAGCUUUGCACUGACAGCUUUUCCUGGAGAGCCUUCCCUGAGGCCAGAGCCACCCAAAUGAUCCUACUGCUUAUGAGCACCUUUAUCAUUUUUUACUUCCUCAAUUCCUUCUUGAUAGGAUAUAUGCAUGCCAUGACACCUAAACCCUGGCUGGUGGACAUCUCUGCCUUCUUGGCUUCCUGUUUUCCAAUGGUUAGCCCUUUUGAGGUAAUCAGCACAACAAAUCCUGAGGUACUACAGGGCUAUUCAUGGUAG
Messenger RNA from Vombatus ursinus (common wombat), 900 nucleotides. RefSeq names its product vomeronasal type-1 receptor 1-like. The transcript has a single exon. Gene Ontology annotation, cellular component: membrane. The record is from RefSeq and is a predicted model, not a curated record. The coding region runs from base 1 to 900 and encodes 299 amino acids. Gene Ontology annotation, biological process: G protein-coupled receptor signaling pathway. Gene Ontology annotation, molecular function: pheromone receptor activity. Lineage: Eukaryota; Metazoa; Chordata; Mammalia; Diprotodontia; Vombatidae.